AACAAAUAGUGUUAUGUACCCGGUUCGCGCAUUUGUAUCGGGGGGGACAUCAAUUCUAGUCGUUAGUGAUGGAUUGUUUAGUCUGUGAGUAAUGCUAUAGUCCCCUCUCAUUAGAGCUUUCCUCAUUUUCGCAAUGGAAACCGUUCAAGGUUUUCAUGGUGUGUACAUGUUGUGUAGUAAAAGUGAAAUUCCAAAGUAUCGAAACCGGACUUACAUUGGCUACACCGUAAAUCCUAACCGACGAAUCAAUCAACACAACAAAGGUCGCAAAUUCGGCGGAGCAAAGAAGACAAGCGAUCGUGGACCAUGGGAAAUGGUAAUGACAAUUCAUGGAUUCCCUAAUAACAUAUCAGCUCUUCGGUUUGAAUGGGCCUGGCAGCAGCCAAAUGAAUCAAGACGGCUGAAAGUGGUCCCCGAUAUUCAAAGGCGAAAACCGCGCGAGAGCCAUUUCGACUAUAAUUUUCGUGUACUUGCUGUAAUGCUUCGGAUAGGACCGUGGAAUCGUCUGCCACUCACGAUUAGAUGGUUAUCGGAUGAUUAUGCACGGACAUUUCCGAUUGGUAGAUCACCGCCAGUACAUAUGCCAAUUUGUCACGGUCGGGUUAAAAUAAAAAAGAUUCCAAAACUGAGCGCGACCGAUCAACUUGCCAACGAUGCCACGGCAAUGACCACCCUCUGUAAAAUAUGUUACGACUAUUGUAGACCGGACAAUGUUGUACGCUGCAUUUCGCCGGGCUGCUGUUUUGUUGGGCAUCUGAUAUGUUUGGCGAAAUUAUUUUUGGAGCCGGGCCAGUAUGUUCCAAUCCAAGGGACAUGUCCUAGUUGUAAGAAAACUGUGUUGUGGGGUGAUUUGAUGCGUAAGAAAAAUGGAUGCUCGGAUUUGGAAAAGUGUUCGGAAUUCGAGAGUGAGGAGGAUGGUGACAGUGACGAUAAUGAUAUUUUGUAGAAUUAUAGCAGGUCCAUCAGGGCUCUCUUUAAGACAAAAAUUUUUGUUUAAAUUAAAAACGAAAGCGAAAACAAUCAAAA
Molecule: messenger RNA, 1026 nt
Organism: Bradysia coprophila
Lineage: Eukaryota; Metazoa; Arthropoda; Insecta; Diptera; Sciaridae
Gene: slx1
Product: structure-specific endonuclease subunit SLX1
Biological process (GO): double-strand break repair via homologous recombination
Cellular component (GO): Slx1-Slx4 complex
Molecular function (GO): crossover junction DNA endonuclease activity; 5'-flap endonuclease activity
Source: RefSeq, a predicted model, not a curated record